This is a messenger RNA of Suricata suricatta (meerkat), 1753 nucleotides long. It is a transcript of the gene AIRE, whose product is annotated as autoimmune regulator. Gene Ontology annotation, molecular function: translation regulator activity; DNA binding; DNA-binding transcription factor activity, RNA polymerase II-specific. Lineage: Eukaryota; Metazoa; Chordata; Mammalia; Carnivora; Herpestidae. The transcript has 14 exons. The record is from RefSeq and is a predicted model, not a curated record. Gene Ontology annotation, biological process: regulation of transcription by RNA polymerase II; humoral immune response. Gene Ontology annotation, cellular component: cytoplasm; nucleus. The coding region runs from base 1 to 1728 and encodes 575 amino acids.
AUGGCCCAGACACCCCACAAGUCCAGUGGUACCCCAAGGCCGCGCGACCCCAGGCGGGGAGAGGGGGCCCCCGCCACGGUGGGUGAGGCCCGGGCAGGUGGGGACACGGUGCUGCGUCGCCUACUGAGGCUGCACCGCACUGAGAUCGCCAUGGCUGUGGACAGCGCCUUCCCGCUGCUGCACGCGCUGGCCGACCACGACGUGGUCCCCGAGGACAAGUUCCAGGAGACCCUGCGUCUAAAGGAGAAGGAAGGCUGCCCGCAGGCCUUCCACGCGCUCCUUUCGUGGCUCUUGACCCAAGACACAGCUGCCAUCCUGGACUUCUGGAAGGUUCUCUUUAAGGACUACAAUCUGGAGAGAUAUGCCCGGCUGCAGCCCAUCCUAGACUGCUUCCCCAAAGACAUUGACCUCAGCCAGCCCCGGAAGGGGAGGAGGCCCCCUACGGCCCUGCUGCCCAGACCUCCCUCCAAGAGGAAGGCCCUGGAGGAGCUCAGGGCCACCCCACCUGCGCCGCUGUCUCCGAGGGGCACCCCCAGCCCAGGCGCCCAGGCGAAGGCCAAGUCCUCCAAGAAGCCUGAGAACAACGCAGAGCCGCAGCGCCCCCCGCUGGGGAAUGGAAUUCAGUCCAUGUCCACUUCUGUCCAGAGAGCCGUGGCCGUGACAUCUGGAGAUGUCCCCGGAGCCCGCGGGGCAGUGGAGGGGAUCCUCAUCCAGCAGGUGUUUGAGUCAGGCGGCUCCAAGAAGUGCAUCCAGGUUGGGGGGGAGUUUUUUACUCCUAACAAGUUCGAAGACCCCAGUGGGGGGAAGAACAAGACGCGCAGCGGUGGCCUGAAGACCCUGGUCCGAGCCAAGGGGACCCAGGCUCCUGCCCCUGGUGGAGGUGACCCCCUGAGAGCAGGCCACCAGGGCAAGGUGCAGGCCCCGCCCGCUCUCCCCAGCGAGCCCCAGCUCCACCAGAAGAAUGAGGAUGAGUGUGCCGUGUGCCAGGACGGCGGGGAGCUCAUCUGCUGUGACGGCUGUCCCCGGGCCUUCCACCUGGCCUGCCUGUCUCCGCCGCUGCGGGAGAUUCCCAGUGGGACCUGGAGGUGCUACAGUUGUCUCCAGGGAGGAGCCCAGAGGGUCCCGCCGCAGGCCGAGGAGCCCCCGCCCCAGGAGCCGCCCGUGGAGACCCCGGUCCUCCUGGGACUGAGGCUGGUGGGAGCAGAGGCCAAGGGACUGUCCAGGGAGUCCCCAGCCGGGAGAGACGCUGCGGGCCCCUGCAAGCACCUGCUGGCCACACCUUGUGCAGCCCCCUUGCCGGUGCUGGACCCCUCAGCUCUGCGCCCCCUACUGUGUGGGGUCCCUGAGGGGCAGCAGGGCCCGGCUGGUGCGCGGUGUGGCAUGUGCGGCGAAGGCGCAGACACGCUGCGGUGCGCGCACUGCGCCGCCGCCUUCCACUGGCGCUGCCACUUCCCCGGGGGCACAGCGCGGCCCGGGGCGGUCCCGCGCUGCCGAUCCUGCUCCGGAGACGCCACCCAGGCUCCCGAGGAGGGCGCGCCCGCCCCCACCCCGGCCCGCGCGCCGCCCGGGCCUGCCAAGGCAGGGGACAGUUCUGCGGGUCACGAGCCGGUUGUGCACAGGGAUGACCUGGAGUCCCUCCUAAGCGAGCACUCCUUCGACGGCAUCCUGCAGUGGGCCAUCCAGAGCAUGUCCCGCCCGCUGGCCGAGGCGCCCACCUUCCCCUCCUGAUCCAGGCCUGCGUGGGUCUGCGGGG